Messenger RNA from Parnassius mnemosyne (clouded apollo), 351 nucleotides. NCBI's taxonomy places the organism in Eukaryota, Metazoa, Arthropoda, Insecta, Lepidoptera, Papilionidae. The record is from the annotation of a GenBank genome assembly.
AUGCCACCAGUGCAAGAAAUUGAGUCUAUGGCAUCCCCUCGAUUUAUCAAAUCACAUCUGCCAUUAUCUCUUCUACCACCCAAGCUUUUGGACACUUGUAAAGUUUUUUACGUAGCUCGGGACCCUCGUGACGCAGCUGUGUCAUCUUACCAUCAUAACAAAUUUUGUAAUUACCUCCAAGACGGCGUGGACUUCAAAACUUAUUGGGAAUUCUUUAUCAAUGAUUUAGUUCCCUGGACACCAUUCUUUGAACACGUUAAAGAAGCGUGGCAAAUGCGGAACCAUGAUAACAUGUUCUUUUUGUUCUACGAAGAGCUUUCUAAGGUAAACUGUUUGAAAUGUAAAACUUGA